UGCGAGAGUAAACAUAAAGAUAAGCAAAAUUCGUCCUUCGACUAGUCUAUCUACAUGCUUGUAAUCUCCAGAGUAGUUUGAUGUAUCGACUUCAACAGAGGAAAAAGAAAAACAUUUAUUCAGUUUAUGACAAAUGGAUGGCGAAAACCGAAUCAUACUUAACGUAGGCGGCAUAAGGUAUGAAACUUACAAAGCGACGCUCAAGAAGAUUCCAGCAACGCGAUUAUCACGAUUGACCGAAGCGCUAGCAAAUUAUGAUCCCAUUUUAAAUGAAUAUUUCUUUGACCGUCAUCCGGGGGUAUUUGCUCAGGUUCUCAAUUAUUACAGAACCGGAAAACUUCAUUAUCCAACAGACGUGUGCGGACCACUUUUCGAAGAAGAACUCGAAUUUUGGGGCUUAGAUUCAAACCAAGUUGAGCCUUGCUGUUGGUCAACAUACAGCAUACAUCGUGACACUCAAAGCACAUUAGCAAUUUUGGAUAAGUUAGAAUUAGAUGAUGAGCAGCUAUCUGAGGAAUCAAUUGCUCGAUUAUUUGGUUUCGAUGAAGCUUUAUUAAAUUAUAAUGAAUUGAGCUGCUGGCAACGUACGAGACCGAAAGUCUACGCAUUGUUCGAUGAGCCCUCAAGCUCAACUGGUGCUAAGGUGGUGGCUGGAAUCAGCGUAUUUUUCAUCUGUACUUCUGUGAUAUCGUUUUGUUUAAAAACACUUCCCGGUUUGCGUGUUGAAAUUCCUUUGACGCUCAAUCACACAUCUAGCAAUUUACGUGACAUUUAUCAAACGACGACAUUACCGCCGUCAACAACAGAAGCCAAUUUCAUUACAGCAGCAUCCAUUCAUCGUUCGUCUAUUGGUGGGACUUUGUUCAAUCGCCAUUCGACCCGAAGUCGACUGUUUGAUAACUUGCAGGCAACACAUGCCCAUUCAGCAUUUUUCUACGUGGAGCUGCUUUGUAAUGUGUGGUUUAUAAUCGAAUUGUUCAUCCGUUUCAUAGUCGCUCCGAACAUGUUAAAUUUUAUUAAAUCGCCCGUCAACAUCAUCGAUUUGGCGGCAACGUUGAGCUUUUAUACUGACAUUUGCCAACAGUUAGGCCAACAGACGGGACUGUUUGAAGCAUUUUCAAUUAUCAGAAUCUUGAGAUUAUUUAAAUUAACGAGGCAUUCACCAGGACUUAGAAUCUUGAUUCACACGUUUAAAGCAUCGGCAAAGGAACUUACACUUUUAGUGUUCUUCUUGGUUCUUGGCAUCGUCGUCUUUGCGAGUCUCGCAUAUUAUGCUGAAAAACUUGAGGAUAAUCCUGAUAACCAAUUUAAGAGCAUACCGUUGGGUUUAUGGUGGGCUCUUGUGACAAUGACUACUGUUGGAUACGGAGACAUGGCACCGAAGACGUUCUACGGCAUGUUUGUUGGUGCUUUGUGUGCCCUAGCUGGUGUACUUACAAUAGCAUUACCCGUUCCGGUUAUUGUCAGCAACUUUUCUCGUUUCUACUCACACAGUCAAGCACGUUCCAAGCUACCUAAAAAGAGGAGAAGAGUUUUGCCUGUAGAACAGCCAAGGCGAAAAAGAGGCAAUGAAGGUGGCGGUCUUCCUACCGGUCCGGGAAGUAUUCAGGGACAUCGACGAAUGACGCUUCCGAAACCACAUCCUACAAAUGCUAUUUUUAAAGACGCUUUCGGAAGUGCAAAAAUUGGACAUGUGAACGGCGUUAAUGUUAUUGGACUUUCACUUCAACAAACUCUUCCAACCAUUCCAGCACCCGGUGUUAAAACUCCAAUAUUAAAUCAGCCAUCAUCAGGUGACUUUUCAAGCCUUCAAAUGCAGUUGCAGCCUAGAAGACCAACAACUGGAAAUGUUGAUUUUCUACUUCCUCUUCAACCUGAGCUGUUAUUGCAACGAAAAGAAUCGGGUUCGCCAUCAACUCUUAUGGCGCAAUUUAAUUUGGAGCCUAAAGUCACGCUGUUCGCCGAAAGCUCAACAAGCUCUGGUUUUACAAACGACAGAGAUGACAAUUUGCAUAAUGAAUAAGAAUUCAAUUAAAGUGUUUCUUCACUAUCAUUUCCGGUACGGAAGAUGGAGCGAGAACAGAAAAUAAAAUGAUGUGCCAAGAGAAAAUCCCUUCGUCCUAAGAGCAGAUGCCAAGAAUUAUUCAAUUUUUCACCAUCGUCGACGAGCAAGUCAACAACAGUGCGAGGAUAAAGAGAAAAAAACUUCCGGCAUCGCUCAAGAGACAGCUUUUUAAUAUUCGUCAUAUUCUUUGUGCCAAUAAUGAAGCUUAAAAAUAUGCAUGAUCAAAAUUAAAUGUGAAUUAAAUGAUUUAAAAUGAAUAGAAAUGUCAACAUAGAAAAACUCAUUUUUAUUGCAAGUUGCAUAAUUAGUAAAUGUUUUCCAAAGAGACGUGAAUAAAACUUCAAAAGUCUCGAUUCACUGACAACAAAUUAGCAUGAAAAUGAAGAAACAGCGAGAAGAUCAAAAAUGAGAUAAAUUUCAAAUAUUUAUUUAUUUUAUGAAAAUUGAAAUUAAAAAUUUUUUAAAUGUGUAUGUCUUUAAUGGAAUUUAUUUUUAUUUCUCUAAAGAGUAAAAAAGAUACAUGAAGAAAAAUAAAAGAAAAACAAUGAAUGUGAAUUCAAUUAUGAGAAAGAACAAAUUCACAUACGAUAUAAAUGUGGAAAUAAAAUUCUUGAGAUGAGUGGAAAAGCUCGUUACAAGAGAAAAGAUUAUUUGGAAGAGACUUUGAAAAUAAAUUUCAAGUUUUAACUCACAUAUAGUCAACAGUUUUUAUGAUUUGUGUCAUAACCAUAAGAACAGCCAUUCAAGCUUGGAAAGUUAUGAAGCUUUCUAUUUGGUAGAAAUAAUUUAUAUAAAAUAUGUUGUUUUGACAAUGACUUUGUAUAAAUAAAUAAGAUCAAUAGGUUUUUAUGAAAGCUUUCAAGAAUAGAGAGUGACAUUCAAUGGAUAACGACAGACAUUUGUAUUUGAUUGACAUAAACGAUGAAAAAGACAUUUAAUGAGCUUGAAUUUAUCUGUCAAAGUUUCUCCAAAUAAGAAACACCCAAAUUGUAUCUAAUAAAAAAAUUAUACAAGAGAAAAAGAA
Clunio marinus is the source of this 3089-nucleotide messenger RNA. The record is from the annotation of a GenBank genome assembly. Lineage: Eukaryota; Metazoa; Arthropoda; Insecta; Diptera; Chironomidae.